Molecule: messenger RNA, 699 nt
Organism: Eufriesea mexicana
Lineage: Eukaryota; Metazoa; Arthropoda; Insecta; Hymenoptera; Apidae
Cellular component (GO): membrane
Source: RefSeq, a predicted model, not a curated record
AUGAAAAAAUUAGUAUUUGAUACAGCUAUUAGUAUUGUCAAAGAAAGUGUAUUAAAAGUGCUAUUGAAAUAUGACAUAAGAAAUUGGAAUCCGCGAAAAGAAAAAAAGCAGGGAAAGAAAGAACGAAUAAAAAAGGAACAAAAGUCCGAAGAAAACGUAAAAGAAAAUGCAACUGAAAAUAUCAAAUUAAAAUAUGGACCAUCUGUGAGAUUUCCUUAUCAAAGAGUAAGGCAGGGUAAAGAAAUUUAUGUAAUAAAACAGAAAGAGUCUUUAUUAAGAUGUAUGCUAAGUGCUGGGUGUCUAAAUGAUUAUGAAGGUAAAAUUAGCAAAUAUUCUGAAUGUAUACCUAAAAAAUGUGGAAUUAUAGCUACAGAUUUAUUAGUGAAAUCAACAAACACUAUGAACAGGAACAUUAACACAAACAAUUUUGGAGAAAGAUAUAACAUUCGUUAUACAACUUUACUUUAUCUCGUCGAAGAAAUUUCGAGGGUAGUCGAUCUGUAUUUUGAUAAAAAUAAUGUUAAAACGAUAAUAGAACCCCGUAAAGGUAAAGUAUUUAUGUUCACUUCAGGUAGUGAAAAUUUACAUGCAAUUGGAAAAAUACAAUCGGGAACUAGAUAUGCAUUGAUCGUACCUUUUACGUGUGAUCCAACUUCCGCAACUCCCGAUCCAAAUUAUCGAACGAAACUAGAAAAAUAA